This is a messenger RNA of Coniophora puteana RWD-64-598 SS2, 1566 nucleotides long. RefSeq lists its product as uncharacterized. Bases 232 to 1566 code for a protein of 444 amino acids. The record is from RefSeq and is a predicted model, not a curated record. The transcript is spliced from 2 exons. NCBI's taxonomy places the organism in Eukaryota, Fungi, Basidiomycota, Agaricomycetes, Boletales, Coniophoraceae.
AUCACCUCAACGCUUGUCAGGUCUGAAGUGAUGCAUCACUCUCGACAGCGCUAGAGCUCGGCGGGCUAUGAAUUUCCGAUGGUAGCUUGAUUCUAUCCAUUCUCUCCCUUCGGUCUUCACCCACCCAUCGCUUCCUCCACUGUUGCUCCUGACACGCGUUGAGAACCUUGUCCGCUCUCUGGGUCGAAACGUUGGCAGAGUAGCAUCAGUCAUCGCUAGUUCGAUUCAAGCAUGGGCGAUAGUAUGUCCCCGACGCACUCAAAGAUGGGCAACCCCUCCUUUCGCACCCCUUCUAUCCUAUCCCUAGCACCGGAGACAAUGCUCGAGAUCUUUGACUUCUUGCUUCCUGACGCGAAAGCUUCUCUCAAACGAGCUAACAGCGACCCUUCCACCGUGUUCCCCUUCUCCCCCGCCCGUGUCUGUCGUUGUUGGCUGAACAUUCUGUCCCUCAAGCCAAGCUAUUGGUCAUCUAUCGUCGUACCUCUCCACCUUCCUAUGAUUCCUCCCACCCUUUCUACCUAUGUGGAUGUCCUUGCUCGCCAAAACAACAUUGACGAAUGCCUCAUCUACAGCGAUGCAGCUUCCCCGCUUCCGUCCAGCACCGAAUGCGCCCGCAUUGACGCUGUCUUGCGCGCUCUUGCACCACACUUCCACAAAUGCCGGACCAUUUCCAUCCGUACUCAAUACCGCUCGUCUACUCUUCUGGCUUCGCGGCAUCUCAACGGUCUCGAUACUGAGCGCCUCAUCUACUUCUCUCUGGUUUCCUCCGAAGCGGAUUCAACCGAAGAAGCUCAUUUCACGUCAUUUUCCUGUCCCAAACUCCACCGGCUCUCCAUGGAUGGCAAGACUUUACUCAGCUUUGCUCGCAGCGAUGGUCAAAAAGGCCCCGAGAAGGGGAGGCCGUACAUCCAUGUGACUCCUUAUCGUCCACCCAGCGGUCCCUCGCAUCUGACGCCCUCGGCGCUCAUCGCCGCUCUCAUUAAACUCGUCGAGCUGAGCCACUUUUUAGAAUGGCUUCAUGUUGACAACGUCGCGUUUGACGAAGCACCGGAACACUAUGGUAUGCCGCCUCUUGACGUCUGCGACGUCAAGUUCACCGAUCUGGAUGGGCUUUUCCUCCGCGAGUUUUUCCGCCGCUUCGAAGGUGGCGAGGGCCGUAGCGUACACACCACACGUUGCACCUUCGAUUACCCUGUUGAGAUACGCGAGGCCGACAGUCUUUGCCUGGAGAGGAUUGACGACGGUGCCGCUAUCAUGUGCGCGCUCAUGCACUGGGAUGGCUUGAGCCUUUCCAUGAAGAACUGCCGAGGAUUUACCGAUGCUGCGUUGAACAUGGUGACGGCUGAGGACUGGUUUUUGGACUUGUAUGACCUAGAGAUCAAGAACUGCCCAGUGUCCGUGCGCGCCGUGCGCUCAUUUGUUGAAGCCAGGAAUAUAAACACUCUCCAGGAGGUGAAAGUUUCGGGAGAAACGCCGUUGGGGGACGAGGACAGGAGGUGGUUUGAGGACAACUUCCAAGGAUCAUUCAGCUGGACGACCGAGAGAGACGUUAAAUCCACGCUAUGA